Messenger RNA from Wasmannia auropunctata (little fire ant), 2101 nucleotides. Its product is annotated as PI-PLC X domain-containing protein 1-like. The coding region runs from base 585 to 1865 and encodes 426 amino acids. NCBI's taxonomy places the organism in Eukaryota, Metazoa, Arthropoda, Insecta, Hymenoptera, Formicidae. The transcript has 8 exons. The record is from RefSeq and is a predicted model, not a curated record. Gene Ontology annotation, biological process: lipid metabolic process. Gene Ontology annotation, molecular function: phosphoric diester hydrolase activity.
CGUGAUACCGAAUCGCGCCGCAUAGUUUCACGCAUCGGCGCGGUAACGUUGCGAGUCAGCGGUUUUUUUCGCGCGUCCGCCGUCAAUCAUCACGGAAACGACUGCGCGUUACUUCGAGAGAACGGAGAAGGACGAAUGAUCGAGGCUUCGACCGCGACGUCAGCCGAGUCGAUUUUUUCGCGAUAAAUUCAUGGAUGAAGAAAUAAACAAUCAGCAUUCAUAAUCAACGCGGACGAUUUUCCUUAGCUAUUUGUCUCACGAUUCUGUCGUCACCGCAUUCGUCACAUCCACGUUCUUGAACUUGCACAACUUGACUUGGUCGUACGUAUGACGAUCAGUUACGAUCUAUCAACGGAGAGAGAGAGAGGUACCAGCGCGUCGAACCGCGAGAAGACUCGAGAAGUUACGAUCCACGCGAUCGACUAUUUUCCGAUUGUGUUAUAUCGCGAGCGAGUCAGUUUGUAGCCAGUUGGCUUUGUGGGAAGAAUUAAAACGAUUGAGAGGGCACCGAGAAGAAUGUCAACGACUCGAAGAGGCAGAUAAAAUUUUGUUGACUACAAUCCUCCCGCGGUAACUCGUGCAAGAUGAAGCUACUUACAGUCAUUCCUGCCUUUUUCCCUUGGUUAACGAUCGUCCAUUGCGUGUCGACCGCAAGAUUUUGUGGUCCGGAUACGAGAGACGAUUUUCAACGGGCGCACGUCGGCCUGAUUAUCUCGCCCAUAAUGUCCGCUCGAAUGAUACGGGAGAUCGAGAUUUAUUGGAAUCACGCCAGGUAUCGACCGGGCGAUACGAUCGCUCUUUACACGGGCGAGCCCACGAAUGGCCUCGAGCCAAUUUAUACCCUGAUACCAAAUGCGCCGAGUGGCAUCAAGAGGACCGGAGUGCAGGCCACGUUCGUUCCCACCUACAAUCUCACGUUCGUUCAGCAAUGCCUACAGUACCAUGUCGCCUGGCUGAGAAACGGCACAGUAAAACUGACAAAUUGUCUGCAAACGCAACCGCAAUGGAUGUCGGAGAGAAGGGCCAUUUUAGGGUCGCUGCCAAUGAGCAGAGUGUUCCUGCCCGGUACGCACGAUUCUGCGUCGUAUGCGAUACACGAACGGGCAAAUUCCGAGAACAUCGUUGAAAGAUACGUGAUAACGCAGGAUGUGGACGUGCUCGCGCAACUGAUCUACGGAGUCCGAUAUCUCGACAUCAGAGUCGGGCACUAUCCCAACACCAAUUCGGUAUGGUGGGCGAAUCAUGGAGUAUUUAAAUCUGUUCCUAUGCACACCGUCAUCAAUCAGGUGAAGACCUUCCUCGACAACACGAACGAGAUCGUAAUAUUUGACAUCCAGGAAUUUCCAGUUGGUUUUGGAAAAAAUCUGGGGGUACAUCACGACUUCGUUACAUUCCUCGAGGAACAAUUCGCCGGGUACUAUCUGCCGAAGAGUUACGGGUGGACUUAUAGUUCGCUGAAUAUAAUCUGGUCGUCUGGAAAAAGGCUUAUUAUCGGUUAUGACGAUAGACGAGUCGUCAAUCGCUACGAAAGUAUAUGGCCUUGCGUGACACAUCAAUGGGGAAACGUCAGGACUAUCGAAGACUUGUUUAACUAUCUCAAUCGCAUCGAAACGGAAAGUCUCGGACAUCCUAGAUCGGUACCAAGGUCGGCGAUGGCGGAAUUAACGCUCAACACGUGGGACGUGAUCUUAAACCGUCUCGGAAGUAUUCGUCAAAUGGCGGAGAAAGUUAAUAUCAACGUUACUAAUUGGUACAACAGCAAGUGGCAGAGCAGCGCCAAUAUUGUUGCCGUCGAUUUCGUCCGAUCGUCCGGUAUCAUCGAGACCGCAAUUGAAUGGAACGAAAGACGAAACUCGAAUUGUUAAAAACCUUCCCUAUUCCCAACUCACGCGAGAAGUGAAGAAACUAAAGUUCAUUAAUGCACCUUUAAUCCACAGUAUGCCGAACUGCAAAACCAAUUUUUAUACAAAUAGUACUUAAUAAUUUAUUAUUUUGCUUCUAUGAUUUUAUCUACGGUUAUAUGUUGUACGAAUAUUAAAUUUUAUACACAAGGCGGGCCAUUAGACAAUGUCUAAUAAAAAAUAAUGUAAAUAUCUUACAA